Bipolaris sorokiniana ND90Pr is the source of this 336-nucleotide messenger RNA. RefSeq lists its product as uncharacterized. The record is from RefSeq and is a predicted model, not a curated record. The annotation marks the transcript as partial. The transcript has a single exon. NCBI's taxonomy places the organism in Eukaryota, Fungi, Ascomycota, Dothideomycetes, Pleosporales, Pleosporaceae.
UACUAUGUAGAUAAGCUCCGUCCGGCGGCUAACGACCUAUUCCUAUCGCAGCAGACGGACGAUACCAACCUAACUACUACAGUCGUACAAGAUAAUGAAAAUAAUGAGGAACACUUAGAGUGGACAGUACGAGACAUUACGGACGAGAGAAUAAGGCGCAGGCAAAUAGAAUACCUUGUUUAUUAGGUGGGCUACGACGAGCCCACAUGGGAGCCCGCCGCCUAUCUCGCUAACACUACGGCCCUAUAGUCAUGGUUGUCCCACACCUAACCUGGACGAUAACCUAACGGACGACUUAGAAGAAACUGGCGAAGGUAGGCCUACCUACUCUACGAG